Symbiodinium natans is the source of this 1500-nucleotide messenger RNA. Lineage: Eukaryota; Dinophyceae; Suessiales; Symbiodiniaceae. The record is from the annotation of a GenBank genome assembly.
AUGUUGGAGGCAGAAGAAGCACCCUUCGACUUGGAAGCAGACUGCGCUGCCAUGAAGGAGGCCAUGGAAGGUUGGGGAACCGAUGAAAUGACCUUGACAACGAUGAUUUGCAGCAAAACGUCGAAGCAGAUGGAGGAUGUAAACGCAAAGUUCAAGGAGCUCUACGACAGGGACUUGCUGGAGUGGGUCGAGAGUGAGACCAGCGGCUACUACAAAGAUACGUUGAUCGGCUGCAUCCGCCACCCCAUGAAGCAGCUGGCCCAUUCCGUGAGGGACUGCAUGGCAGGAUGGGGCACGGACGACGAAGGACUGAUCACCUGCCUGGUGCAUCUGGAGGACUUCAAGAAGGCCGCCCUCAUCAAGGAGUACCAGGCCGAGUUCGGGCGCGACAUCUUUGCCGACAUUGAAUCUGACACCAGCGGGGAUUACCAGAAGGCCCUAUGUGACCUGGUCAAGCCGGCUCCGCAGGUGUGGGCGGAGUCGUUAACCAGCGCCAUGAAGGGCAUGGGGACCGCAGAUUCGCUGCUGAUCAACUUCAUGGUCCUGGCCAAGGAUGAAAUGAGGGAGGUCCGGAGACACUUUUACAUGCAGAACGGCAAGCUAUUGGAAGAUUGGAUUGAAAUGGAGACGUCGGGCGACUACAUGAACACCCUCCUCAUGCUGGCCGGGCGAAACAGUGAGGAGACCAUUAGCAUUGCGCCGGUUUACUGGGCCCAACGCUGCAAGGAUGCCUUGUUCAAUGUCGAUACAGUGAAGGAGGUCCUCGUGUCGAUGCCGGCGACGGCCAUCAAGCGACAUACGCAGCUCUAUGAGAAGGUUUAUGGCAAGUCCUUGAAGGAGGAGGUGCAGAAGAAAUGCAGCGAGAAGGGCACGUUCUUCUUUUUCACCAAUUGGUGGAAACAUGCGAUGACAGCCCUUCUGCACAUGCCAGUGGAGCUUUACGUCAAGGGUCUUUGGGACGCCAUGCACGGCUGGGGCACUGAUGAGUAUUCUCUGACCGGCUUAGUGUGCACACUGCCUGAAAACAUGUACGACGAGAUCCACGGCCUGUACCAGAAGACGUACGAAAGGAAGCUGGUCAACCACAUCGAGUCAGAGACCUCCUUCAACUACAAGAAGGUCUUGAAGUACCAGGCCAUGCCCUGGGCAGAGAGCCGGGCAACAGCCUUGCAUGGCGCGAUGGCUGGCUGGGGCACUUCAGAAGACCAGCUGGUUCGGAUCAUCAUCUGCUCAACCUUCAAGGCGAUAGUCCCAAGUCGCUGGCACACGUCCAUCUACCGUCAUGUGGUGGGUGAUAUCUGGUGGGCGGGUCAUGUGGUGGGUGGGUCAUGUGGUGGGCCAGGUCUGGACCCAGCAGGAAUCGUUAUCGAGCGGGAAAUCAUCAAGGCGACGUAUCAGAAGCUGCUGCCUGGCUACGUCGGACCUAUGGGUAGGUCUACCCUAGGCCUACGGGUAGCCUAUGUACAGGCCUACGUAGAGGCUAUGCGAGGCUACCUAUAG